UAAACGGAGCAGGCACCGCAAUGCGUUGCGUCCACGUCGAAGUCGACAUCGGUGUUGGUAUCGGUGCUGUCGGUGUCGCUGUCGUUGUCGGUGUUGUCGUCGCCAUCAGCCCGGGUUCGAGUUGGUUUGGAAAAAGUAGCACUUAUUAUUAUUAUUAAAUGCCGCGCGGGAAACAACGAAAAACGUUCUACGGAUACCAAAAACCCGCACUUCUAAUUUCACCCACACGACAAUUGCGCAGAGUUUUUGACCGGAAUCCGAACUGUGGUUAACACUUGAUGGACACAUUUUCCAGACGCGCGCGCUCUUCUAACAGGUGUUACUGCAACAUAGAAAGAGAAAAGAGUACACUUACCCGUGUAUGUGAUAAUUUUUUAAAAACAAAAAAAUCAAGUGAUAAAAACGCAACUUAGAUAAAACUAAACAACAAUCGACGAGAAAGCAAAAAGCAAAAACAACGAACAUUUUGAUGGUCUGCAACAGUGUUGAUAUAGUCGAUAUCAAGAUGCAGCUGAAGAUGGAAACGCAGGCAACGCCGCAGCAACAGCAACAGCAACAGCAACUACAGCAGCAACCGCAACAACUACUGAACAAACAACAGCUGCAAUUGCUGGACAAAAUCAAAAUUGAGUCCAGUAACGGCAACGAUCCGCAGACCAACAACGUGCUGGAGGAUCAGCAAGAGCCUCAGCAACAGCCACCAACAAAUGUUGGUGUUCUGGUACAGGCGAGCAGUCAAUCUAGUGAAUCGGAUGAGCAGCAGCAACAGCAGCAGCAGCAGCAGCAACAACAACAACAACAACAACAACAGCAACAGCAGUAUGUAGUAGCACCACGAUCGCAACAACGACGCAUCCUAACUACUGCCGGAACACUCGAGUUGAACGAGACGCGGGAGAGCGAACACAGCACCAACAACAGCAACAGCGCCAGCUCGGAAACCCACAUUGAGUAUCAGCGCGGAUCGCAUCACUCACCUCAUUAUAUUCAAAUGGCACCACGGAAUGUUGCCGAAAUGGCCGAACAGGUGGCCAAUGCGCCACCCGGCACGCUCUACGCCUAUCCAUCGGGCCAGAUUAUUUGCAGCAACGACGACGUGGCGCCGAUCAAAAUAGAGACCAUCGACAAGAGCGAUGUGUCCGGCGAGCAGCAGCAGCAGCAGCAGCAACAGCAACAUGCGCACCAACAGCAGCAGCAGCAAUGCCCUACACCAAAUGGAGUGAUUUACGGCGAUGGGAUUAGUGUCAGCGAGGCUGCACUGCAGCAUCAUCAUCAGCAGCAACAGCAACAACACCAGCAACAGCAGCAGCAGCAUCAGCACCAGCAUCAGCAAGCUGUGGCCGCUGCCGCGGCAGCUGCUGCAGUCGGACACUCACACGUGCGCUAUGUGACGGAGGACGGACGCUUUGCCACCGCCAGCGGCGAUGCAGAGGCGCCUGGUGCGAAUCUGUACUAUGAUGCGCCCGUUGUGGAUGCCAGCGUGCAGGCGAAUGAAUCCAAGACCUAUGCGGAUCUGGGCAGCGCCUAUGCCUUUCCGCCAAACUCGACGUACGGCAGCAACAGCUACGCGGCUACACUGCAGCAGGGCAACACCAUUUACAGUGUGCCGGGCACAGCGCAGUUCAUAACCAAAGCCGAUCCGAACUUGAAUCCCUUGAGGCAAACGGCGGCCGGGCCGUAUCAGACGAUAUCUUUCGUUGAUGGCACGAACGCCACAGACGGUGGUCUUUGGACUACCACCGGCGCCGAGUACCAAAACGUAUCAUUUUCGAACUACCCUGCGCAGGUUAUUGAUGACUACACCACGGCCAACAUGAGCGGUGGUCAUUGGGCGCCAGCUGGCAGCAUCAGCAACUACGACCCCACCAUGUCGGCGAGCAGUGCCACGCCCCCCACAUCGCUCGCUCUGCAGGAGAUCAAGUGUGAGACCUGCCAGAUACCAUUCAUUCGCAAGGGCUCCGACUGGCCCAAUUGUCCGAAUUGCACCAGCUAUGGCCGAACGCAGCCGGUUCGCCAUGUGCCACAGCGCCAAAAGCCAAAAGCAGCAGCCGCGCCAAACAAUCGUCGAAGUGGCGUCAUCUGCGCCAACUGCCAAACCAACUCAACGACGCUUUGGCGACGUAACAAUGAAGGCAACCCCGUCUGCAAUGCCUGCGGCCUCUAUUACAAGCUGCACAAUAUGAAUCGCCCGCUCUCCAUGAAGAAGGAGGGCAUACAGAAGCGCAAGCGAAAACCAAAGAACAAUGGAGGCCCUCUGCCCCAUCGAGCGCUGCCAAGCAUGCCACAGGGAGUUAGUCUAAUGGUUAAUGGCCCGCUCUAUCCAUCCCAGGUGGGCUUGUUGAAUAGCCAACCGAAUGGCAGCCCCGAGCUACAUGAUAUGUCCACGACUGGACCCGCCAGCCGAGCGCAUGUGGUGGCCAUAGCGUUACCUCCAGUUUCGACAUCGGAUGGCACCUUGAACAUGUCCCGUCACCAAGUGACCAGUGAGAGCCACUCGCCUUACAGCCAGCAGCAGCAGCAGCAGCAACAACAACAACAACAGCAGCAGCAACAACAGCAGCAGCAGCAACAGCCUCCGGCACAGAGCCAAUCGCCUCAUCUGCCAAAUUCGAGCACAUUGAACCGGCAGAUAGCUCAGUCGGUUCCUCCAAUUGAAAGUGGACGCAGCUCCAAUAGCGAGCUGACUCCAAGUGUCAUAACACGCACAGGUCUGCCGGAGCGCUCAUCGAAUAACUAAGCCAUACAAUUUAAGCUAUAGUAAACUUUACCAAAAUGUCAAAAUUGACAAUUUAUUUAUAUAAGCCUAGUUUAGUGAAGAGAUGCCCAAGUCCCAGUUCAAAGACAUUGCAAAUGGUGGAUUCGAUUCGAGAAAAGAAGUUUAGUUCUCAAUAUAGUUAUAUUCCAGAUUCAGAAUGAGCAGAUCAUUAAAAAUACCCUUCGCGUAAGGAUCCGUUAGAUGAUUG
Molecule: messenger RNA, 2963 nt
Organism: Drosophila navojoa
Lineage: Eukaryota; Metazoa; Arthropoda; Insecta; Diptera; Drosophilidae
Gene: GATAe
Product: endoderm-specific GATA factor
Biological process (GO): positive regulation of transcription by RNA polymerase II; cell fate commitment; negative regulation of transcription by RNA polymerase II
Cellular component (GO): nucleus
Molecular function (GO): DNA-binding transcription factor activity, RNA polymerase II-specific; RNA polymerase II cis-regulatory region sequence-specific DNA binding; zinc ion binding
Source: RefSeq, a predicted model, not a curated record